Orussus abietinus is the source of this 604-nucleotide messenger RNA. RefSeq names its product selenoprotein K-like. Bases 266 to 535 code for a protein of 89 amino acids. The record is from RefSeq and is a predicted model, not a curated record. The transcript is spliced from 4 exons. Lineage: Eukaryota; Metazoa; Arthropoda; Insecta; Hymenoptera; Orussidae.
AAUCCGAAUUUAAGUGUCGAGCGAGACGCUCAAAAUCGAAUAUGCGUAUUUAUUAAUGCGAUGGAGACGUGUGAUUUACUGGAUCCGCGCCUGAUAAAUCCCGGAUUUAGGGGUGCGAUGGAGACAUGAUCAAUGUUUUCAACAGCAUCUGUAGUUUUCAGUAGUUUUCAAUGGGGCGAUGAGCUUGUAUCUUUGCGAAACGUCAAAUUUAUAAUCGUAACGUUAAUUUUCUUACACUACCGUAAUUCUUAUUAAGUAGUGAAACAUGGUAUACAUCUCUGACGAAGGACAAGUGCUGGAGUCGACACCUUGGACACUUGGCAGAAUUUUGUCCAUUCCUAUAGGCAUUCUUAAUACGGUUUUCCUUUUUUUCAGAACAUUAGUUGACCCUAGCUUAAAUAGUCGUGGCAUUCAGUACACUCAAGACUACAGACUUGGCUCUGGGCCUCCACGUCCACCAACGCGUAGAAUGGGAAGACCGAAUACAGGGUCUGUAAGUGUUCCAUUUGGUGGGUGUCGCAGUUGUGCUGGUUAAAGAAAUAAAAAUAAAUGUUGAGUCUUAAUGAUAAUCUAUGCAUAUGAAAUAUAAUAUCUUCACAAUUUA